AAUGAACGGGCGUCCUAUUUUUCAAGCAUUACCGAGACCUCCUCCCUAUGGGCCACCACCGGGAUUUUUGCCACCCCCACCCCCUCAGUUAUAUUCUGACACUCCGCUUGUUCCGCCUUGGACCGGCAGGCAAAGAUCUAAGAAACGUAGUGAGGACGUUAACGAAAAACUGCAAGCUUUAGCACCUCCCAGACCUUCGACAAAACCUUGUAAUUGCCGACGAUCAAAAUGUCUAAAAUUGUAUUGCGAUUGUUUCGCACGUCGAGAGGUUUGCGGUGCAUGGUGUAGUUGUGAUAAUUGUCAUAACACCGAUGCCGAUGGUCACACUCACCUUAGACGAGCUGCAGUUACGGCUUGUAUUGAAAGGAAUCCAAUGGCAUUCCAGCCAAAAGUUCGUUCAAGGCUUCAUUACAAAGGUUGUCACUGCCGGAAAAGCGGAUGUCUGAAAAAGUAUUGCGAAUGCUUCGAAGCGGGUAUAACAUGUUCUCAUUUGUGUAAGUGUUUAGAUUGUGCAAAUACAACUCUACCCGUGAUGCCAAGGAGGAAGCCUCCAAAUAGCCGAAGAAGUAAGAAAACUGCCAGUCCUAUCGACCACUCUGAUUCACAAUCAACUCAAUGGGUUCAGAAACAAAAGUGCCGAAGGCGAAGACGGGGUUUUUAUCCACCAAACGACAGUGUAUUGUCAUCUAGUGAACCAAGUGACGAUACAUCAAGUGGUAGUUCAAGUGAAUACGAAAUUCCAGUGCAAGUAAAGAGUGAACCUUCAGAUUUAUCACAUUUUGAUGGAGAAUUUUUAAAUCUACACGAUACAAUUGAAAAUGACGCAUUUAAACAAGAAGUUAUUGAAGCAACAAAUAGUAUAUUGGAUAAAAAUGAUUCGGAGAGUGAAAAUGUGACAGAAGAAACUCCAAAUGUCUUUGGUGAAAUUAUUUCUACAGCAAUAAUUAUGUAA
Molecule: messenger RNA, 952 nt
Organism: Dimorphilus gyrociliatus
Lineage: Eukaryota; Metazoa; Annelida; Polychaeta; Dinophilidae
Source: the annotation of a GenBank genome assembly